UGUGCGCUGGUGUGUGGGUCUGGGAGAAUGAGGGGUGUGCUGCUGACUGCCCUUCUGGCUGUGGUCUCACUGCCCAGGGCCCAGGCAGUGUGGCUGGGGAGGCUGGACCCUAAGCAGCUUCUGGGGUCCUGGUAUGUUCUUGCUGUGGCCUCUGGUGAAAAGGGCUUCGCGGCAGAGAAGGCCACGAAGAAUAUCGAGGGGGUUGUGGUGACUCUCACUCCAGAAAACAACCUGAAAGUGCGGUCCUCCCGGCACAGGCUGGAGACAUGUGACCUGAGUGUUAUGGAGUUGCUGAGACAAAACUCUGGAUGGGUGUUUGAGAAUCCGUCCCUGGGCGUGUUGGAGUACCGGGUGUUGGGCUCCAACUUCAGAGACUACGCCAUCGUGUUCACGCAGCUGGAGCUGGAGGAUGAGGCUUUUAGCACCGUGGAGCUGUACAGUCGGGCGGAGUGGGCCAGCCAGGCGGGCCUGAGCCUCUUCACCAAGUGGAGCCAGGGCCUGGGUUUCCUGUCACAGCAGCAGGCCAGGCUGCAGACUGACCCCACCUGUGCACGGAAAGCCUUCCAGGUAAGCUGCUUCUGAGCGUCACCCCGGGCUCCCUGUGCAGCAGCUCGACCCUGGGGGCCCUGGGAGCCGCCACAUCCCAGUAGGCAGGAGGGGCCAGUGUCUCCACUGCC
Rhinolophus ferrumequinum (greater horseshoe bat) is the source of this 677-nucleotide messenger RNA. It is a transcript of the gene LCN6, whose product is annotated as lipocalin 6. The coding region runs from base 28 to 582 and encodes 184 amino acids. NCBI's taxonomy places the organism in Eukaryota, Metazoa, Chordata, Mammalia, Chiroptera, Rhinolophidae. The transcript is spliced from 6 exons. Gene Ontology annotation, molecular function: small molecule binding. The record is from RefSeq and is a predicted model, not a curated record.